AUGUCGUAUUUGCGAUCGUUCUGUGUUGAAUUUAUCGAAUAUUCGUCAACAACGGCCUAUGCAUUAGAGAAAACACGGUUUGGAUGGCAAUUCGCAUUCAAACUUCGAAUCGACGUUGGUGUAGAGAUUGUAAGUCCCUUUUCUCUUACUCUGAUGGUUUGAUAAAUGUCAUCGCUGAUUUAUGUAGGCCCGGUUGUUAAGUAAUUUUAAGGGCAUCAUAUUUGCUAGUAUUUACAUUCCCCCCUCUUCCUGUGAAGGUGCACUAACCCGUUUUUUCGACUUUUUCUCACAUAAACUUGAUAUAUUAUCCUGCGACUAUCUUACUCUCUUAUGCGGCGAUUUUAAUCGCGUGAAUUUACGUAUCCUUACAGUUUUAGGCUUCGAUAAUCCUGUGUCUUUUAAUACUCGCGCAGAUGCCCCUCUUAACCAUAUUCUGACUAAUCACAGCAAGCUUUUUUGGGUAAAAAAUAGGGCUCCAUUGUCAGGUUCUGACCAUUCCACUUUAUUGUGUCUUCCAAAAAUCUAUUCCACUUCUAAACGUGCACUGCUUGCCAAGCCUGAGAGAAAGGUUAAGGUUCGCAACACGUCCGCCGAAAACAUUCUCUUGCUUCAGACUUGCAUUUUCCUUACUAUCCCCACUUUCCUUGAACAAUAUAAUGUUGAAUCCUGUUCUUCCAACCUGACAGCGUUUUAAAAUGAAAUUUUCGAUAUUUGCUGCUCUCUUGAUACUGUUAUGGUACGACCGGAUAGAAUUUCUUCCCCCUAUCUGAAAUCGUUAAGACGAAAAAAAGAACUCCUUUACAAGCUAGGCUUACGUGAUGGCCUUAAGGACGUUACCGUCUUAAUAAAAACAGAGAUUGACAGGCUAAAUAGCCUGUUUGUCCGCCAACGUUUUUCCUCUUCUUACUCCCCCCUUUCCCCCCUUCCUCAGCUGAGAUUUGGAAAAAUAUUAAGCGUCUCACUGGCCAUCGCAACACAGUGGCGCAUGUGGAUGCAGAUUUAGACUCCUUAAAUAAAAAUUUUAUAUUUAGUCACAAUGACUCCCAUCUUCCCUUAGAUGAAAUUCCCCUAUCACAGAGUACAUUCCAACCCGUGUCUUUGGCAACAGUAGAGAAACACCUUAAAAACGUCCGUGGAUCAACAGCUGCCAGACCGGAUGGUGUCUCGCCUUUUCUUCUUAAAUCUUGCAGUUCUCAGAUAGCCGUUAUUUUAACGCACCUAAUCAACAUGUCUUUCAUGGAGUCCAAGAUUCCCGACGCCUAGCGUAGAGUGAGAAUCACUCCCAUCCAUAAAAAGCCCGCUAGCUUUGGUCCUAAAUCUUUUCGUCCAAUUGCCUGCUCCUCUGCAAUACUAAAGCUUGUUGAAAGAGUUGCCCUAGAAAUCAUAAAGCCUUUUUCUUCCAUUUUUUCCGACUCUUUAUAGUUUGCAUAUAAAGCCAAACGGAGUACUUUAGAUGCUGUCGCUCUUGUGGUUAACUCUGCCCUAAAAGCAUUAGACAAGGGUUGCCGCGAGUAUGCGUGCGCUUUUCUUGAUUACUCCGCCGUCUUCAAUACCGUCCCGCGCCCUCUUCUCCUUACCAAAACCUCCGCAUGCGGCUCUCCAGGCUGGGUCGUCUCUUGGCUUAGAGAUAAUUUUACCUUCCGUACUCAAUUUGUCCAAUCUGACAAGCGGAAAUCUUUGAUCCUUCCCAAUGACUGCGGUGUUCUCCAAGGGUCCAUUCUAUCCUCUCACCUUUCCGCCCUCCACACUGACGAUCUAAGGUCCCCUAAUGACUUUCUUCUGGUCCAGUAUGCUGAUGAUGUGGUUGUUGGGCACCCUCUCAAAAGUCAGACACACCUCCGGUCUCUAAAGGAUGGCCUAAACCAUGUCCUGGCGUGGUCGGAGGAAAAUGGUCUCCUAAUUAACAACCAAAAAUCCGUUCAGUGUAUUUUUCGACUGCGGCCCUCCCCUAAUCCUGAUUCCUCUGACAUUCUUCCUAACGAAGUAUCCUCUUUCAGGUACCUCGGCUUUACUUUGUCCUCAAAUCUUUCAUUUUCCCUCCAUAUUGAGUCCCUUUUUAUUACAGUUCGUAAACUUCUUUACUACAUACGUCGUUUACAUUCCUACCACACACCUCAACCCUUAGUCUGGCGAUUCAUUGAUGCCUGCAUUCUGCCUCUUAUCCUAUACUGCUUCCCUGUCAUUUUUCCUGCUUUGCUAAAAAAGGAUCUUUUAAUUUUGAAACGAGUCCUUCGAAUGCUCUCUACUGCAGUAGGUGUUUCUUAUCUUUCUUAGUUGACACUAUCCUACAACGACAUUUCAAUACGGUCAAGCAAUUUGCUGGUCGGAUUAUAGAUGACGUUACCCAUCCCUUGCAUUUUGAUCUUAUUUCUGCGAAGUCUUCCCGCCCGAUGCGCCGCAGCUUCCGACUUAUAUCCUGUCGCACAUCGGCUUAUCGAGCUUCUGUAUUGCCAUUCCUAGCGCGCUAUCUUACGUGCGCAGAGACAGAAAUACAGAAGAUAAGACUUGAACUAUCCCCAUAAUAAUCGUUUCUUUGACUCUUGAAUAAUCUCUUACUUAUUUCCUGCCCACAGUGAAUAGAGCCAAUUUCUUUGCCGAAAAUUGUGAACUUACGAUUUCUAAAUAAAGCAAAUUCCCCUCUCCCUCUCUCGCUCAUGGAAUGGUCAUUUACAGCUUUAAACAUAUGACGCACUUCUUUUCUAGUAUUUUAAAUUCUGUGCGUAUGUUUUUCAGAAAUAGAACGAGAAAAACAAUUUUAAUUUCAUUAAAGUAUCAGUACUUGUAUGGGCUAGCUGCUGUACAUUCACAAUCGAAGAACGGAGCCUAAAAGCAAGCAAAAGCAGUGAAAAUGGCCUCAAUGUAUACAGAAUGGCAUGUUUUUGCAAUUACCUUGGAAAAAUACUAGUGUUGCUUUGGAACGUGAAAGAAGCCGUUAAAGAUGUCAAAUUUUUACUUGGCCUCGUUUUGCAAAAACGCAACGUACACAGAAAUCCGUCGACUAAGUGCAGUAAUAAAGCCCUUCCUAAAGAGGUAACUUAUUCAGGAAAGUUGUCUCAUUUAUCCAAGGCAUAUUUGUUGGUGACUUUCCUUGUGGACAGUUAUUUUUCUCAAAAAUGAAGUCUGAUGUUUGAAUGAGUCUUCAAAUGCGACACAAGCAACCAUCUUCAUAAAAAUGAGCGCCUAAACACUCAGUUAUUCUGUAAAUGCCUUCAAAAACAAUCUUAUUUUAAAGUUCUCAAAAGACAGCUAAUUCGGAAUCUGCCUUUUUGGGCUUUCGGAUGAAAACACUGAAACUCAUGAAGUAUUCAGCAAUAUUUCGAGGCCGAUCCUAAACUCAACGUAGUCCAAAACGAACGAAGAGUAUUAAUUAAUUUAAUGGGAGAAAGUUUCUCUCUAUAAACACAAAAUGGUUUGUUUACGAUCACGCCUGUCAGUUGUAUUUAAAUUUAUUAGACAACGACCCGCUUCAUGGCAUGUCACCUUAUGAAAACUUUUGAUACUACGACGUCCUUGUUGGCGAAAUCAAGCAAAGUCCAGCUUCUCUUUUUGAACCCCAUCUCAUUUAACGCCAAAUCGGUAAUGAAAUUAUGAAGCACUGGAAACCAGUUUUGGAAUCUACACCGAGAAUGUAGUCAGUUGACAAACCGUCAUAUAUGAAAUCACACUACCUAGUUAACGAUAUUUAGAUGUAAACUUAACUGAAACGCUGCCCGUAGACGUGAUUUUGUCUACUUUCAUAUUUACUACGUGUAUGGUAUGAGAAUACAUUUUUAAUUUAUUUUCUUAAUUGGAGCCAUUUCUGACGUUUUCGGAAUAUUGUGCUUUUCAAAAUAGAUCGACAUUUCUAAACAACGCAACUCUGCCUAUAAUAUUUCUUUUAUUUUUUAAUUCUUUUAAACUUGAACUUAAUAACAUAGACAUUUAACUCAUAAAAUGGUGUCGUUUUGCGAGUGAUUGGCAAUCAUUCGUAAAUUUCGACACAUUUCAUGAGUUAGGUCACGCACUUUAUAUUGCAAGUGACAACUAACAUGCACUGUUUGCAUGAAUAAAAGCGUCUAUUUAAAGACUACGACGUCUCGUACUAUGCACAAUGUCUUAUGCGUUGGCAGCCGUAACGUGUUCGUAUCUUUUUGGCAACAAAUUAAAUCUGCGACAAAAAGCUAAUGAGCGUAAAGAGGUCAGUUGGUCCGUUCAUAUUUGACCUCCUCACAAGAAUCGAGGCUCUUUCCAACGCAAUAAUUUUGUACUGAGCGAAAAAAUGAAAUCCUGUAGCUAACUGUCUACGGCCUUCUAAACUGCCACUUGGUCUUUUUUACUCGUUAUAUAAAAUAAACAUUAACGUUCUUAUGUUAUUAAAUAAAGUCAUUGUCUUUUCUUUAGUAUUUUCGCAUUUUUGGUUACAGUACUUUACUCAAAUUAUUUAGCAACCGUUAAGAUCGAUCAGUCAGACCUCCUGACAGAACUUUAGUCCCACGAAGUUUAUGAAUUAUUAAAAAGGCUCUCACCAUGACUGAAGAGUUUUUGGAGCAGAGAUAAAAAUUUAUUUAGUGUAAGCCAGAUUUUGGUGCUAACAAAUGAAAGUAAGGAAGGAUUUCAUUGUAUCAGUUUAUAUGAGGACAGAUUUUCUCCCGUUUGAUUUACUUUUGUCAUUUAUUGGUCCGUUUUGAGUAUUAUUUUCACUCUGAAUGCAAGCGUUAUAGUAAUAUCGUUGUUGCGUUUGCCAGGAAAAUUUGGGAGAUAAGCGCACGUUAAAUCGUUUCUUUGCAGCACUAUAAUGCUAAUGAAGAUAAAAAUCAGUAAUUUAUUCAUGGUUUAAUACCUGAUUCGAUUACAUUAUCAAUAUCGCAGUUCGUGCAUUUCAUGCACAAAAGUGUUUCUGCCACGUAUUGGGCUUGGCCGCUAUCCGAACUGUAGCUAUAUUUGAACAAGGCGAAGACGACAAAGCAUGCAGAAUUUAAUGACGUCAUAAAUUUCGAGACCUCUCAUUCAGCUGCACACGGUCAUUGCAUAGUUAUAUUACAAGGCAAAAACUGUUCAAUCAACGAUCGACCUAGAGAACUAAAACGUGAUAGGUAACCUGAAACAUGGGUCUAGUAUGCGGGUGCAUAUGGUGAGGGGGGGGAGAGAAGUCAUCCAAGUAUGAGAGAACUGGUGCGGCGUGAUUUGGAGUGCAACGUGCGGGGAGCAUUCAGUCAUGCCGGGGAGAGGGGGGGGCGGGUGAGGGGCAAAAUGAGAGGGCGGACAUGGGAACAGGGUCUCGUCCAUAAUCGAUAAUUACCAUGGCAGUGCCAGGUUUAUCACAUGGUCAAGCUGCUUACAGAGUUCUGGUUUCCUCCUCCGUAUUGCAGCGGCCUCUGCAAAGCGCAAGAGACGCCCGGUCGUCGCCCGAAACAGGACCUUGAAUGCAACCAUUUGGUCCACCGUAUGGCCCGUGUCCAAUAG
Molecule: messenger RNA, 5442 nt
Organism: Spirometra erinaceieuropaei
Lineage: Eukaryota; Metazoa; Platyhelminthes; Cestoda; Diphyllobothriidea; Diphyllobothriidae
Source: the annotation of a GenBank genome assembly